Vitrella brassicaformis is the source of this 4819-nucleotide messenger RNA. The record is from the annotation of a GenBank genome assembly. Lineage: Eukaryota; Vitrellaceae.
AUGAAGAGGUGAGAAGGAGGUGACUGGCUGGCCGAUGAAUAGAUGGAUGCUUUUUCUCCGUUCUGCGUGGCAUGCGUUGCCCACGAGUGCAGUGUGGUGAACAUCGUGAAGCAGAUUGAGAGUCAAGUGACGAUGCGGUCCAUCGCCGAGGCGAAAUCCGGCAACUACUGCGCCAGGCUCUUCUACACAUUCUUCACGUACGUAUACCUACGUCCAUGUGUAGCACACCAGCAACCAUCCACCAUCCGUGUCUCUCUGCAUCAGGCGGUUUGACCCUUGGCUGGAAGAAGAAUAUCAAGGUGGAUCGAUCACCGCAUUGUCAUGGCUUGCCGCCCUUGUCUCAUUUGGCCUGUCUGUGCAUCUCUGUCUUGGGUUCCGUCAGACUAUAAGAAUGACUACACCCGCUACAUUCUGUCGAUCUUCCUGCUGGUGUUCCUAUUGCUCUUCCCUGUACGCAUGAAUGCACACAGACCGGCACAGCCAACUGAGCUCUCUCCCCCCCCCCCCCUCUCUCUCUCUCUCUCUCAUGACUCUGCCCGUGUGUGUGCACAGGUGAUCAAUCUCUACCGUUAUUUUUUCGUCGCGGGCAUCACGGAACGUGUGCUGCUAUUUUUCCUCAUCUUUGAGGUGCCAAGUCGGCCGAUGUGCUACACUGUGCUGUCUGCAAUGCUAGUGGAUGGGUGCAGAUCUUCAUCUUUUGUCUGAGCCUGACCUUUACAUUGCUCACGUCAACCUUCCCCUACCUGCAGAGGUACGUCGACCUCUUCGUCAUCGCCAUCGCCGCCGCAUUCACCACCUACUCAUCAUUCACUCGCUCACGGGUUAACGUCCUAUUCGAGUACGCGGGUCACACGAGCGUCGAGGACAUCAGGUGCGUGCCCAGUGGGGGCGCGCCGAGCGAAGAGGUGGCGAGCAUAUGCGAGGUGUUUCUCACCAUUGUGGCCACGGGCGUGCUGGUGCCUCUCGACCCGCUGCACUACUUCAUCUUUUGUCUGUACACUCCAUCGGUGUACACGAUCCUGUGCGAGGUGCUGGGGCACAUGCUCUUCACCAACGAGGAGCUGCUCGACCUCCCAAAGGACAGCAGCCUUCAGGGGGGCAUGGGAUUGCCCUGCUCUACCAAACUCCUGCCGAUACUCCUCGUCACAUUCCAAAUCGUGAGCUGAAUGAAUCAAUGCAAUGCACGAACAAAGCCAGCGAGACACGUAGGAUGAAUGGGGCACGCUCUGUCUGCCGCUCCCUCAGGUGAUCGUCGAGUUUUUCUUGCUCGUGAGGCACGGCACGCACGCCCGUCUUUGCAUAUGUCUCCCAAUCCCUGUGUGCUGUAUCCUUGCUGUGUGCCGUGUCUGCAGCUGUCAGGGCGCCGCAACGACAUCGAACGUACUCAUGCAGAUCACAUGCGUUCAGGGCAUUUAGCUACGGUGAAACUGACAGUGACUCUUAUGUCAUGUUGAUUGCAGGUCAUAUGCAGUAUCUGCAGCUCAAGACGAACAAGUCUCUGAUGCGCAACCUCCUGGUGGAGCUUUCCACCAACCAAAAACCGCAACACGAGGCGCUGGGCACGUCGAGGCUAGAAGACACCGUCGGCUCACUGAAAAAGGUACGCAGAUGCACACUCAGGCAAACUGCCUUCCGUAUGUACGUGGCUGCGUUGGGUGUGUCUAUUGCCGUGUGCAGGUGCAGAAUGUCAUGUCUGCGUUGAUCAGCCAGAUGGGAGAAGACCCCAAGUACGGGCUGUCCGUCGGAUUGUCAUGUCUCGCUCCCCCUUUCUCUUCUGUGUCUGUGUGUGUCAGCCACCCGCUGCACGCGUACAGUGAGUUUUUCGACUUCUGCGAGAGCCAGCUCAACAUCACCAGCCAGAGCCUCUCUCGCCUCCCCCUCAGAACCGUCUCAAACCUCAACAGAGCCAAAGUGGUCAGUCAAACAAACAAUCAAUCGAUCAAGCAAUCAUCUAGUGAGCCAGUGCCAUGAUGCAACACACUUGUGUGUGUCGACGAACAAACAACGCAGGACGUGAAUGAGGAUUUCGGGCGGUUUCUGGACGAGGUGUACUUCGAUGCGGGCAUCGAGGGCCGCAAGGCGUCCGUGCCAGCCGCAAUCUCUGCACCCAUCGUGCCGAAGCGGCGGGAGUCUCGCCUCGGCACCCUCGGCACCACGAGCGACCCAGGGCCGGAACCGCCCUCGCCAGCCCUCCUGCCACGCAACUUGGAGGACAAAGCUCACAAACAGAUGGACCUCCUGAUUCCCACAACACACACUGCCGCAGCAGUAGCAGUGACACCCGCAGACCAGCUGCAGCAGCAGCAUGGGUCAUCGCGUGAUGAACAAGAGCUGGCCUCCGUCGUCGUGCCCUCGGGCGACAGCGGCUCCGUCGGUCUAGUCCCCAGCUUUUUCGGCGACCGAAGCUCGUCGCGUCACGUCACGGCCGAGAUUGACAGCAAUUCGGGCAGCACCAACGUCGUGAGCAACCUGAUAUCGUCCAUCAACAGCACCACCAAGGUGGCUAUCGACACGACUAAGGCGGCCAUCGAGGGGCUGGGCACGUCACUGGGGCUCCGCAGCCGCGCCAGACACGGCUCUACCAACUCAACGAAGACGGCCAGGGAGGCGGCCGUCACGGAACCGUCGCAACGAGAGCACCAGAGGCAUGACAGCGACCUGGGGCCCAAUACGGCCGCCCUGCCAGUGCCCAUCGCUGCUACGGCGGCACACCAAAAUUCAGACAGCACCGGCAAUAUGAAUAACAGUGGAGAGGAAGAGGCCGCUGCUCUCGCGGCGAGCAGGUGGGUGAGUGGAGUGGGUAGAUCCACGCGACGUGGAUGUGGGAUAUUGUUCAUCUGUCUUGCACUUCUAUCCAGAAUGGUGCCUUUGUGGAGCUUCGAUGCGCUGCAAGUCGAUGCGGCCACUGCCGGAGGGUACGAUAAGCCAUACCACAAGCUGUCGACCCAAUCGAUCAAUCUUCUCUCUUCGCUUUCCCCGCCUUUCCCCGCAGAGCUUUGUUUCAGGUCGGCUACAGUCAGCUUGCGGACAUAUUGGCGCUUCCCAAACGGACAGUCCAGAGCGGCCUCAAGGCAGGCGGAGGAGGGCAGCCAGCUGCCGCCGCCUAUGAUUUCGAGAGAGACGGGAAGGCAGAGCUGGAGUCGUUCCUACGGCGGCUGCAGUCGGCGUAUCUGUCCAACCACUACCACAACGCUGCACACGCGGCUGACGUCGCCAACUCGAUGCACUUCCUCAUGCAGGUAUGUACAUACGUCAGGUGGCAGAGACACAGAGAGAGGGUGUGUGUGACUGUGGAACAUCUAUGCCGUGCAGGCGACUGAUUUGUGGGCGCACACUAUCCCUGAGACGAAGGCAGCGACGUGUGUGGCAGCACUGGGUCAUGAUGUCGGUAAGUGGGUCAUGGAAACCAGGUGUGUGGCCAUGUGUGAUACAUAUGCAUAUGCCCGCAGGCCACGAGGGCAAGAACAACCAGUUCUACGUCACGACGCUGAGCGACCUCGCCCUCAAGUGAACAAGAACAGGCGCCACACAGACGUGUGUGUGCGCAUUUGCUUGUCUGCUGUCUAGAUACAACGACACGAGUGUGUUGGAGAACUACCACGCCUCCACCACCUUCGCCAUCCUCGUCGCGACAGAGAACAACUUCAUCAACAAAUGGAUGUCUAAAGAGGAGGUCAGAUACAUAGACGGCAAUACAGAGCCACGAACAAGCCAUUUUCGCUCUCUCGUGUCUCGUCUGUUCAGUUCAGUCACUUCCGGGGCAUCGUGAUAUCCCUGAUUCUAAGCACCGACCCUUCCACCCACUUCGGCGAUAUGAGUGCAUUCAGAGUGCGACUCAAGACGCCCGUAAGACAAACAAGAUCGCGGCAUGGCAGCGAACAGAGAGACAUGGGCUGUGUCGGUGUCUUUUGUGUUGUGUUAAUUCAGGACUUUACACCUCUACAUGGUGAGGACAAGAAGAUGUUGCUGAAGCUGCUGAUCAAGGCGGCCGACAUCGGGCACGCAGCCAAAGAGUGGUCCAUCCACCUGAAGUGGACGCUCCGGGUGCAACAGGAAUUCUGGGAACAGGUAAGGCAGAUGGAUGCAUCGACGAAUCAUCUCUCUCAGCCACACCCUCACACAACGCUGGAUGGCAUGGCAUGCAGGGUGAUGCCGAGAUGCUCUUAGGUCUGCCGCAGAGCCCUCUGUGCGACCGCAGCAACUCCGACAUCCCCGCCAACCAGACGGGCUUCCUCAAGUACGUCGCCAUACCACUCUUCAGCCUGGUCCAGGUGCGUGGAUAGCCGGUACCCUCGAUGUGUGUUCGCCUCAUGGACAAUCUGCGUCAUACACGGAUGCAGGAGGCGCAUGAUCCGUUCCGAGUGCUCCAGGAGACGAUCAUAUCUGUGUGUACCAAGAACAUCGAUUGCUGGGUAACCGUUAAGGAGGGACAUCGACGCGAGCAGAUCCUCGAGGACUGGCUCGACACACAGAAAGUCAAGUGGAGACCGACUCCCAAAAGGUCUGUCUGCCACUAUGACGUGUGUGCGAGUGACAGAGAAGGAUACGUAUGGGCUGAGUGUGGUGCGCCUUUGGAUGCAGGGACUGUUCUGGUGGCGAGGCCGCGGCGGGUAGCAAUGAGGCUGAAGAGACCUCAGCCCACUGACAGACAAGAGGUGUAUGCAGAGUAGUUGGAUCAGCCAGCCAGCCAGCAGGGCGGCGCGCACACAUUGCCCUCCAUGGCGUAUCUUGAUGAGAGUAUGCAUAUGUAGUAUUUGCCCGCAGAGUGCCUUCUGUCUGUCUGUCUGUCUGUCUGUGUAGCGAGGGAGGACAGCAGAUC